This is a messenger RNA of Fusarium oxysporum Fo47, 729 nucleotides long. RefSeq lists its product as uncharacterized. The transcript is spliced from 3 exons. NCBI's taxonomy places the organism in Eukaryota, Fungi, Ascomycota, Sordariomycetes, Hypocreales, Nectriaceae. The record is from RefSeq and is a predicted model, not a curated record. The coding region runs from base 1 to 729 and encodes 242 amino acids.
AUGCCUAAAUCUAUGCAACAUGCGGUAUCUUCUGCUGCACUCCAUGCAGCAAAAAAUCAUCUCAACGCCAGAGUCAUCCGCGACAACGUGGAAAGUCGUGUACAAGAACUUCUUUCCAGUUCUCCAGCAAUGGCACCACUAGAAACUCUGGCAUAUGCACAGGCCCUCUUCAUAUAUCAAGUACUCCGCCUAAAAGAUAAUGAUUCCCGAACUUAUGCCAUCUACGAAUCUACCAUGCCUCACCUCGAAGAAGCAUCCAACGCCCUCAUCCCCUACAUCGCUUUCGAUGAAACAGCAGACUCACCAGAUCACACCGCAGAUCUCAUUCCCCUCUAUCCUGCCUCUGCAGCACAAGCCUUCUGGACAAACUGGAUCUUCCAAGAAUCAGCCAAAAGAACCCUCGGCAUGAUAAACUUUUUCAUAUUGACAUAUUACUUCAUGAAAGGCGAGUCAGGUAAUAGAUGCGGCCAGAAUAAAAACAUCGCUGUGAAUCGGUCUGUCACCAUGUCUGCGCAUUUAUGGAAAGCUCAAGAUGCUGUUGACUUUGCACUGGCGUGGCGAAAUAAGAAGCACUUCGUGAUAAAUGUGAGCGUACCGAAUUUCUUGGAGACGAUAAUCCACGAUGCCCAGAAGGAUGACAUUGAUGCUUUUGGCAAGAUAUGUCUGACAUCGUUGAUGGGACUUACUGAGGCAAAAGGCUGGUUAGCUAUGAAGGGGAUUGCUUUAUAA